AUGGGCGACACGAAUCGAUCAUUUGUUCUGCGCGCUGUGAAGGAUGUGGCUCUCGAGGAUCGACCUGUCCCAGAGUUAAAAGACCCUUGGGAUGUCAGAGUCCAAGUCGCUCAGACAGGCAUUUGUGGAAGCGAUGUACAUUAUUGGCAGCGAGGACGGAUUGGAGACUUCAUCCUCAACUCCCCUAUAAUUCUUGGCCAUGAAAGCUCCGGUACAGUCGUCGAGAUCGGAUCAGCAGUCAAGAAUCUCAAAAUCGGUGACCGGGUAGCUAUCGAGCCAGGUGUACCAUGUCGACACUGCAACUACUGCCGCAGUGGCUCCUACAAUCUCUGCCCUGAUACUGUCUUCGCAGCUACCCCUCCCCACGAUGGCACCCUUUCGAAAUACUACACAACUCAGGCGGAUUACUGCUAUACACUUCCGGCACAUAUGAACAUGGAAGAAGGCGCACUUGUUGAGCCGGUCGCGGUGGCGGUACAGAUUGCGAAGGUAGGCAAGGUGAAGCCUAACCAAACCGUCGUGGUCUUCGGGUGCGGGCCGAUUGGCCUACUUUGUCAGGCUGUAAGCAAGGCUUAUUCGGCGAAGAAAGUGAUUGGAGUAGAUAUCAGUAAGUCUCGGGCAGAGUUUGCACGGACAUUUGGUGCAGAUGACGUCUUCAUACCUCCCCCAAAGCCUGAGGGCAAGGAUGAUAGUUUGUGGAGUGAGGACGUAGCACGGAUUAUGAAGGAGAAGUUUGAUCUUGGAGAGGGACCGGAUGUUGUUCUGGAGGCCACUGGUGCGCAGGCCUGUAUCCAGACGGGCAUCCAUUUGACUAAGAAGGGUGGAACAUACGUACAAGCUGGUAUGGGACGCGAGAACGUAAUUUUUCCAAUCACCACAGCAUGCAUUCGUGACUUACACAUACGAGGUUCUAUCCCUUACACCGUCGGUUGUUACCCCACUGCUGUGGAUUUGAUUGCUAGUGGCCAGAUCGAUGUCAAACGUCUGAUCACCGACCGGUUCAAGUUUGAGGAGGCAGAGGAGGCGUUUGAUUUGGUGCGACAGGGCAAGGAAAGUGUGAUUAAAGUUAUUAUUGAAGGUGUCUCUUCAUAA
Molecule: messenger RNA, 1092 nt
Organism: Penicillium pulvis
Lineage: Eukaryota; Fungi; Ascomycota; Eurotiomycetes; Eurotiales; Aspergillaceae
Product: NAD(P)-dependent alcohol dehydrogenase
Exons: 5
Coding region: 1-1092 (363 amino acids)
Biological process (GO): D-sorbitol catabolic process
Molecular function (GO): L-iditol 2-dehydrogenase (NAD+) activity; zinc ion binding
Source: RefSeq, a predicted model, not a curated record